Homarus americanus (American lobster) is the source of this 1800-nucleotide messenger RNA. Its product is annotated as DNA repair and recombination protein RAD54-like. Lineage: Eukaryota; Metazoa; Arthropoda; Malacostraca; Decapoda; Nephropidae. Gene Ontology annotation, biological process: double-strand break repair via synthesis-dependent strand annealing; reciprocal meiotic recombination. The transcript is spliced from 6 exons. Gene Ontology annotation, cellular component: nucleus. The record is from RefSeq and is a predicted model, not a curated record. The coding region runs from base 294 to 989 and encodes 231 amino acids. Gene Ontology annotation, molecular function: DNA translocase activity; ATP-dependent chromatin remodeler activity; hydrolase activity, acting on acid anhydrides.
CACCAUUGUAUGAUUUACCUCUGAGUCUUUUUAUGUAAAUUGUCCAAAAAGGUGAAGUUUUUCGACAUGUUUGAAGAUGUAAAAGAGAGAGUAGACUAAUCUGACGGUGCCAUUUCAUUACCAACAAUCCCACGACUAAGAUUCCAGAGUGUACAGUACAGUACUACGCUUCCAGUGGAUGCUGAAGCCCAUUAGUGUAGCUGUCAUGGAGGAUGGAAGGAAUUGGUUAAGAUCAAUAGCUAUGGAACACACGAGUUGCUUAGUGUAAUUAGUCGGGGAAAAGUUACAUUACAAUGAGGCGGAGCCAUGCCCCAAGUCAGUUGCUUAAACGGAAGAAUGACUGUGGUUUCACAAUUGGCCCAAAAGUGGCUGUUAGCCAGUCAGAUUCUAAGAGGCAAAAGGUGGCAGAAAAGGCAGGCCCAGGGCUCCUGGUCUCUCCCUAUCGGGCUCCUCUUGUACCAAUUGUUAAUACUCCGACAGGACAAACUUCUUCUCAUGAGGAUUUGAUUCGGAAAAUUCUCGCCAAGCCAUUUAAGAUUCCCAUCCCUAAUUAUGUAAGUCGAGGAUCUCGAUGCUUGGGGAUCCGUCGUAAUGGUGUGAGGCGACCAUUGCAUGACCCUGAUGAACCUGGUGCCCUGGUGCUUUACUCCCCGGCUGUCUUGUCCGCUCAAGAGAAGCUCACGGCCAACCUGGAGAAGCAGGAAGUAGCAGUUGUGGUUGACCCAAUGCUCUCUGCUGUCUUGCGUCCUCACCAGCGAGAGGGGGUCAAGUUUAUGUAUGACUGUGUCACUGGGAAACAGAUUGAAGAAAAUUAUGGAUGCAUUAUGGCUGAUGAGAUGGGGCUGGGGAAGACCCUACAGUGCAUCACCCUCAUGUGGACACUACUCAGGCAGGGACCAGACUGUCGACCCACAAUAGAAAAGACUAUUGUGGUUGCUCCCUCCAGCUUGGUAAAAGUGAGUAAUUGUGAUGUUUUGGUUCAGAAGUGAGGUAAAGUGUAAGAGAAUUGGAUGAAAAUUGUCAUGGUCCUGUAUUUUUGCACCACCAUUUUUUAUGUACAGUCAGAGAAAAAAGUUGCGUUACACUUAGUGUGCCUUAUGUUCUGGAACCCAUGACAAAGAAUUUUGGUAAAGUUCCUCGUUCAGGUUUGAACCUCAAGCAUUACUGUCACUUUACCCAAAUUCUUAGUCAUAGGUUUUGGAACAUAACACUAGGGGAGGGGGGUAACAUGACUAUUUUCUUUGACUGUACCUCUUGAGUUUGGUCUACUGUGUUAAUCUUGACUCAGAUGCCUCACUCACCCAAGAUCUCCACUUUGAGGGUUUAGCCAUGGUAGUAGAGCCUCCAGACCAAGGUACCACUAUGUAAGUCUUUAACCUGUGCUCUGGCAUCCUUAUAUAUGUUCAUGUUAUACCUGAAAUAUUUUUUUACCCACUUCAUCUGACUGUAUUUUACACCCUCUAUCCUCUCAAUUAUUCAGAAACUCAAGUAUAUCAUUAUUUCUUGCUUCUUCCAUUAACCCCUUCACUUACAGGGAUGCCACUCUUAAUAUUUUAUUUGACUAACACUAGAAAGGAAUUCAUUACACAAGGAGUUAAGUUAUAGCAAGGUACAGAAAUGUAGCUUAAUAUAGAGAAGCUACACUCAUGAAUGAAGAAUAUGAGCUUUUUCGGUUAUUAGGUUGUCAGGGAGUGGAUUUAUCUGUAAUUGGAACGAAACUGAGUGGCAAAGUGAAUCAAAUGGAGGAGGUUAGGAAAUUAAUGUCAGGGUAAUGUAUGUAUAUUAUGUAUGUUGUAUGUA